This is a messenger RNA of Penicillium mononematosum, 327 nucleotides long. Its product is annotated as actin-binding ADF family protein. Gene Ontology annotation, cellular component: actin cytoskeleton; cytoplasm; actin cortical patch. Gene Ontology annotation, molecular function: actin filament binding. The transcript is spliced from 3 exons. NCBI's taxonomy places the organism in Eukaryota, Fungi, Ascomycota, Eurotiomycetes, Eurotiales, Aspergillaceae. Gene Ontology annotation, biological process: cell motility; actin filament depolymerization; actin filament severing. Bases 1 to 327 code for a protein of 108 amino acids. The record is from RefSeq and is a predicted model, not a curated record.
AUGUACACUCUGGGUGAGGACAAUUCCGAGAUUGUCGUGGACAAAACCUCAGAGAACCGGAACUACGAGGACUUUGUCCACGAUUUACCUUCGACGGAAUGCCGAUGGGUGGUUUACGACUUCCAAGAUGAGAGAGCCGGUGUUAACAGGAACAAAAUUGUAUUUAUCUCUUGGUCGCCAGAAGCAGCGAAUAUAAACAAGAAGAUGCUUUUUUCUUCGUCGAAAGAAGCCCUCAGAAGAAAUUUCACCAGUGUUUCAGUUGAGAUAAACGCAACGGACCUGGGAGACGUCUCUCGAGAGACCGUCACGGCCCGGUGCGGAUUUUAG